AUGUUGAUUCACAUCCCCCAAACUCCUUCUUGCUUACUAUACCCUCCCAAGGUCGGUUCUAACAUCAACUUCAACCGGUCGCAAUCAAAUCUAAGCGUUCCAAUGCAGUCAAGGCUGACUAAGGCACAAUCACCUUCAGAUCCUUGGCUGGCGAGAUCAGACUCAGCUCGAUACGCUGUCCUUGCAGCACGGUCCUGCAAGCCCAGUGCGGUGCCACCCUUCAUAUACGGUGUCAUCUCCACCAAGAUCUACUGUCGACCUACUUGUCCGGCCAGACUUGCUCGCCGAGCCAAUGUCGUCUUCUUUGACACAGCAAUCGAGGCCAAGAAUGCCGGCUACCGUGCCUGCAAAAGGUGUCGACCGGACGUCAUUGCUGAAACUGAUGCUGGAGAUGGCGAGGUAGAGACGUCGGAAGAUCCAAGUAACAUUACCACCGGAAGUGAUUAUAUUGCGCCAGGCGAUGGCGAGUCAGGGCGGAAGAAGAUCGUCAAGGCUGUGGAGAUCAUCAAAGAACGUGCGGCACGACGAGAGAGGAUCAGUCUCGCAGACUUGGGCAAGGAAGUCGGCCUCAGUAAAUGGCAUCUCUUGAGAGUCUUCAGAAAACGAUGGGGCGUAAGUCCCAAAGAAAUGGGAGAAGGCGCAAUCCGAAAUGCAAGCCUGAAUGACGGCGCACAGAGAAUGAGGACUCGCGGUCCUUCAGGUCCCAUAUCCGGUGAGGACGGGGUACAUGGCGUGCCCUCAGACGCCACAGGAGAAGACAGUGUGAGUCUUACCAAUGCAUACAGCACGUCCAGUACGACCACCAGCAGCAGCACUCCUCUCACGGAGCCUCUACUGGACUGGAGCGAUGGCGACUUCACAGGCCCCCUGCUGACGUUCAACGAGGGUUUCAUGGACUUCGAAGCGAUGGGCGAUAUGAAUAUGGAUCGGCAGACCGUAUCAGAGUCGUGGACAGACGAAGAAAGUGGCGAAUACGUGCUAAGAGAUCUAUUUCCAGAGCUGUAUAUGCCUGAUAGCGCCUGGGACUGA
Messenger RNA from Cyphellophora attinorum, 1029 nucleotides. RefSeq lists its product as uncharacterized. Gene Ontology annotation, biological process: DNA repair; regulation of DNA-templated transcription. The transcript has a single exon. Gene Ontology annotation, molecular function: sequence-specific DNA binding; zinc ion binding; methyltransferase activity. The record is from RefSeq and is a predicted model, not a curated record. Bases 1 to 1029 code for a protein of 342 amino acids. Lineage: Eukaryota; Fungi; Ascomycota; Eurotiomycetes; Chaetothyriales; Cyphellophoraceae.